AAACACUAGCUGCAUGUCCGCCUCCCUGCCUGGCCUCAUCUCUAGCAAUACUCACGCAAGUUUCACACAUGCUAAUAUUAUGAGGAACAGAAACUAACUGACAAUGAGCACAAUGUACAGUUUUGCUUACUGGCAGCUGAACUAAGGAAGAUAUCUAAGGCAUGCUGGAUUUGGAAUAGACAUUGCUGUUUCAUCCAGGGUUGGAAGCCUUUUGCGUUGCAGUAUGACUCAUAACUUUCGUGUUGUGUGGUACCACAUUUAAGUGUCAGUCUGAUGGAGAAAACAGCAGGUUUUGUAUCUUCAGAUGUAGAGUCGAGCCUCUAUCAACGUGUUCAUGCCAUGCUCAGAGAACUGGAUACACACUCACAAGCUGUCUCAGCAUGCAAUAAAGGUAUGCUAAGAUGGACCCUACAUAAAAAGGUGGAGAAUAAUCCCUCGACUAGCCUCUUUCUACUGAGGGUUCUUAUUAAGGAGCUUGAAAAGGCAGAGAGGAUUGACUGUAAAAUUCGCAUCAUUCCUUUGCUGCACACUCUGGCCUAUGUAGUAAUACAGUCUGCUUACAUUCCAGACGAACUGUGUGAAAGGAUAUAUGUAUGCCUAAAACGUCUGGUUACACUACCGGAGCCUUACUGCACUGUGGGCCUUAACUAUGCUAAACACAUGAAAAUAGAACAGAACAUUCCAGGUGCGCUGUAUCAGAGAAGAGUCAUUGCUGAGCACAGCCUAAAGAAUGAACAUUAUCCUCUUCGUGAGAGAGUGUUGGUGUUUGCAGAUCCAGCCGUGUUUCCUGAGACACUGUUAAAUGCAGUGAGGGCUGAUGUUGAGUGUGGGGCUUUGGACUGGGACACACAGACCCCUCAGCGGCGGGUUAUACUACAUACACUACAAGCUAGACUGGGGAAAGCGUGCUACGGGAGACAACUUAAACAAGCCCUGGAGGAUUUAGGUGAAGACAUGGAAAAAUACUUCCAGGAUGUUGUUGCGACUGUAGAGGAAAGAAUAAUGGACGGAGGUUCAGAAUAUGACCAGUACAACACAAGAUUACAGCAACUCUACGAUGAAAUCAUUUACUCUGCUAGCACAGAGCAAUCAUGUCCUGCCAGUCUGGUUGGAAUUCCACUACCAAGUCCGGAGGUUAGCUUCCAUGUCUGGACAAAAGAAGAUGAUAUAUGGAACGAGAUGAUAAACUUCACUCUAAUGCUGAGCUCUUCGAAUCGGAACUCUGCAUGUUUCGAAGAAGAUAAAGACUCCAAACAUGCUUCCUUCAUCUCCACCAUAUCCAUAGACAGUGGCAUAGAGGGAGAUUUGCCCUUAAACGAGUUCUCCUUUCUGAUGGUUGAGCCCUCUGGUGGGCUGGAGGUCCAGGAACAGCAGAAGAGUUUACCGUUUUCCAGGAGGCCUUGCGUGAGGUGGCCAAAGGCUGGGAACAGAACGACUUUAAUGAUGGAGGCCAUUAAGGAAAGUGGAGGAACAGGGGGAAGUGGAAGUUCUAUUCUUAAAGAUGAGAGGAACUUCACUGCUCGUGUUGUGAUCAUGGGUGAUGACAGCACUCUUGGUAGGCUGGCCAAGGCUUAUCACAGUAUACGGAAAAAGGAGAUGCGGAAUUUAUUUCUGACAAAGAGAGUCAACUUGGAAAUAUACUAUAUUCCUGUCACUAGCCAGUCCAAUACAGCUUCAUCAGUCCAGGAUGUUUCCAUUCAGGAAAACGCUACAGCAGAUGUAGACAGGCUUACAGUUGCAGCAUCCUUGGGUGGUGUGGAUCCAUGGUAUGACUCCAACAUUAACAGUUUGGGAGCCAUGAUCCUGAAACUAGCUGAAACGCACUCCAGUGUGGUUGGGUCUUCAGAGCCCAACUCCUUUCUUUUGGACAUCAUCUCAUACUACACACGCACAGCACAGCAGCCUGUCCACAUCCCCAUCUACUCUGUUAAGAUUUCCUUCUCUGGUUUAGAUUCUAAAGUUGUGGAGGAGGUGUUUGUGUGUCAUCUUACCAUGGACUUUCCUGGAUUAAAACCUCUGAGAGUUACAUUUAAAGACACAAUCAGGGGAUCAGUACGGUAUAAGAAAAACAUGCAUGACGAGUAUGGUGUAGUUGUGGCUGUCAACUACAGAAAGGCCUCCAUAAGCAAUCGAGAAGUGGACAGAGGAAUGUCUUUAAUAAUGUGUGGGAUGUCCAUCCGUGCAGAUCCGCCCAGUGGAACCAAAAGUCUUGAAAGUCUCAGUGUAGAUUUCCGCGAUGCAAAUCCUACCAGAGCUCCUAUGCCUACCCUUAGAGUGACCAACAUUUGCAUCAGAGCCCUGCAAGAGAAAACAUUUACUGUAUGCCUGGACAAAGACCCGUGUAGGACCUUCAAACAUGUCCAGAGCAUAGAGGUGUCUCCGUGCACAGACCCUGGAUACUCUCUUCAGAAGAGCAAGUCUAAACACAGUCUGAUGGAGGACGACUCGGGACUGAGCAAAUUUCUGAGCAAGACUUUCUCUUUACCCAUAAACACCUUCUCUGGAGCUUCUCAGUGACAAUAAUGCAACAAUCAUGCACACUCCUGCUACUGAUCAUGAACUCUACAGAUUGAAAUUACAUACCUCUGUGCAUGUGUCUAUGUCUGUGCAUUUGGCAUCUCACCCAAUACAGGCAGGUAAAAACACAAGUAAAGUACAACAGUUUUUUUUUUGUUAUUGCUAUUCUGUGUCAGAUUGUGAAUACCUCUGUAUGAUGUCUUUUUGAUUAUUUAAAUAGUCUUAACAUCCCAAUAUGGUUUUGUGUCAAUCACUUCUAUAGAUACUCCAGAUACAGCCUUUAAUUUACUAAUAAUUUCUGCUAUAAAAGUAUAUCUAAAUACUAUAUGUUUAGAAGAUAGUAGGUAUUCACAGUGGGUCGGUAUUAGGGUGCAUCUUUACUCAUUUCCUAUUCUCCUUCAUAUAAUUCACAAAUUAGACAAGUUAGAGAAAGAAAGAAAACAAGCACCAUAUGCAUGAAAUCACUGAGAUAAAAGAACACACAAAAAAAUAUUUAUAUAAAAGAAAUAUUUAGACACUUCGGCUGUAAGUAAAACUCACAUGAGCGAUAUACACACAAAUUUUAUUUAUUAGUCAGUUUGAUGUAGGGUAGAUUUGCUAAUACAUGUGGAAAUAUUUAUUUUUCAUAACCAAAGAUAGAUGUCAUUUACAUCUUGCACUCUGAUGCCAUUCUGUUGAUAUAAUAUCAAAUGGGUGACAAGUCAGAGGGAAAAACAUCAUCUUAGUAAGCAGCUGGCCCUCCAUGAAUCACCAAAACAGCUUUGGUAUACAUUUGACAUGUCUCUGGGAUUUUUUCAAAAUAUAUUCCUUCAGUUUUAAGGAUAGGGGAGAACAGCUCUCCAUAACAUGUCAAUGCAAAAUGUGUUUAAAUGGGUACAGAACUGGCAAUUGUGAAGGCUAGAGCAGGAAAAUACAGUAUAUGGAGGUCACUCUUAUUUUUGCACAAAAUAAGAAUUUUGUCUGUGCAUGAAAAUGGCUACAUAUGAUGUCCUAUCUGUAAGCCGUCAUGUCCUGCAUGUCUACUUCUUGCCAUAUAAUGGAGGAUAAGACAGAUGCAAUUGCAGACAAGAGCUUUAAUGAAGAUUUUUAUAUCCAGAGGGCAAGGCAAAAGAUAAACAAAGACAGGCAGUGGUCAGGCAUACAGGCUGCCAUGACAUGACACUUCUUGUAAUCUGAAUUAUGAUCUUCAUAACUGCUUCCAGUCUUGCCAAGUUCUCUCUUUAAUAAGAACUUAAGUCCAACAAAUGAACACAUGAGAUAUAGUUGAUAAUUGUACCUGCUCCAUACAAAUCCUGGUACAUUUCCAUUUAAACCCUAUCGGCAUCAUGACCUAAAUAUGACAUUUUAACACCAUAGAAUGUCUUUAUUUUCUUCAGCAGAUCUUGAUGCACCUCUUAGCCAUGAUGUGUUGUGCUUGUUCAAAACCUUUCUACAACAGUCUACAUUUACUGUCUAGUAAAAUUGUUAAUGAAUGAUCUCAGUAGUGGUUUACACUUGAAAUACACAAGUUUCAGGGACGUUGUCCCCCUUGUGGCCUAAACACAUAGUGGACAGAUGCACAGAUAGCACAGUGUUUAACAUAAGAACAUUUUAUCAUGCAUGUCACACAUUAUUGUAUUAUUUUAUGUUUCUCACAAAAAUGUUUUUAGUUAUUCCAUUAUGUUUUUGUUAUUCCACUAGUGAACUGAUAUGAAAAUGGUGUGCAUCUCAAGCAUGUACUGAAGGCAGUACUUUAGAUCAGUGGUUCUCAAAGUGUGAUCCAGGGACUGUAAGCAUAUCAAAGGGGUCUUUAUUGUUUUUGCAAUGGUGGAAUUCAUAACCCAUCAUUUAUUCAUCUUCAGUAACCACUGUAUUCUGAUCAGGGUCACCAUAACUCCGGAGCCUAUUGCCAUAACACUUGGCGCAAGGUGGGAGAAUUCAUCCCGGAUGGGAAGCCAGUCCAUUGCAGGGCACCAUUUACACACACAUACACACACCCUUAAGUACACCUAAUGGCAAUGGACAGUGGAAGGAAGCUGCAGAAACUGGAGAAAACCCAUGCAAACAUAUGAAGUACAAUAUGAAAUGCUGCACAGAUAGUAACCUGAACUCGGUAUUGAACCCAGAAUACUGGAGCUGUGGGUUUAAUCCAAACUUUAAUCAUUCAAAGCCAAGUAGGCUUAUAAGUAAUAUCAAAUUGGUGGAAAAUUCAUGGAUAAAAUACAAUCACUGCAUCCGCAAAGCCACCAGUAUUGUGGACAAUCCUUCUCACCCCUCUCUUCACCCUCCUGCCAUCUGGAAGAAGGUACAUGAGCAUCUGUGCCACCCCCAGCAGUCUCUGCAACAGUUUCUUCCCUGAGGCAGUCAGAUUACUCAUCACCCUGCUUCCUCCCAAUAGUCACCUGGUCUAGUCAAACUCCUAACCCAGUAAGACUCAGUAUCACUGCACACCGCACUUUACAUAGCUGCAUCAGUCACUUUGUACAUUCCUGCUAUACUUAUUGCUGCUAAAUUACACAAUAGUUUACAGUUUACAGCCCAUGUUCUGUGAAUUUGUGUCCUGUGUAUUCACUUUCCUGUUGCUCUGUUUUGUGUAUUUAUUGUCCUGUACUCUUCUCACACUGUUGUGUAGUGCACUUUAUGAAGUCUUGCGUACUGUUCUGUAUUGCACCAUGGUCCUAGAGAAAGACAUUUCCCUGGUGAAAAAACAACAACAAUAGAAGCCAUCACAGAAAUUCUAACGUUUCCACUACAAAUACCAAUGCAAGCAUCAGCUAACCAUUACUACUAUUACCAUUGCCAUUAUUGGUCCUUAAUGGUAUCUACUAGACAUAACAUGCCCCUCAAAUUGAUGCAAUCCUCGAAAAUCCACCCUCCAGCCCGUAACCCGGAAAUCAAGCAAAGUCAACCAUCUUGAAGGAAAUAUCAGUUCUCUAAUUACAUUGCAAGGAGGCAAGGAGUGAGGAAGCUUCCAGAGGAGCUAGGAGUGAGGAUACACAGGUUUAUCCUAUGCAGAAGUGUUUUUAUUGUCGAAAAACUUGAUGCACAUAUAAAUACCCCUCCUCCUUCACAUCUGCCACAAUCUCAAACAAAACGUCCUUUGUUGAUGUGAUGGAAUUUUAUGUGAAAUAUAAUUAAAUAAUAAUAUGCCUACAA
This is a messenger RNA of Ictalurus punctatus (channel catfish), 5652 nucleotides long. RefSeq names its product phosphoinositide-3-kinase, regulatory subunit 6b (gene pik3r6b). Gene Ontology annotation, molecular function: 1-phosphatidylinositol-3-kinase regulator activity. The transcript has 20 exons. Bases 274 to 2517 code for a protein of 747 amino acids. The record is from RefSeq and is a predicted model, not a curated record. Gene Ontology annotation, biological process: positive regulation of MAP kinase activity; G protein-coupled receptor signaling pathway. Gene Ontology annotation, cellular component: phosphatidylinositol 3-kinase complex, class IB. NCBI's taxonomy places the organism in Eukaryota, Metazoa, Chordata, Actinopteri, Siluriformes, Ictaluridae.